AAGACACCUGCACAACUAAAUUAGGACAUUGACAACACCCUUCGUUCCACUCUGUUCCACUUAUUAUACCACCUUUGGUUUGUCGAUUUGAUUAUUCCAACUUUAUUAUUCGUUGCUUUAUACCUUCAGACGUGUUCCACAUCGCUGCUGGUAGUCUGAGUCACUCAACUUCGACUACUCGGCCGUUCUAAGUUUCAAUCCCACCCUACUUGAUAACCUGUCACGGACUAGUAGCUCCUGGGGAUAUGCAGGUCCUACCGUUUAUCCAAGUUAAAGACCUAGCCCCGUCGGCCUCCUUCUACGCCGCUGUGGUCCAACCCCUCGGCCUUCGUUAUAUAUCUGCCACUCCCACUUCGGUAUUGUUUGGCGACACUGCUUCAUCCUCUCCUGAACCGGUCUUCGAAUUGAAACAGGACGUCGACUCAGACUCACAAUUCGUGCGACCUUGCCGUAUAGUUCUCUCGGCAAGAUCACCUUCGGCUGUCGCUGCUUUCCACGAAGCUGCUUUACGGUCCAACCCUGAUCUAAAGGACGGAAAAUACGGCGUGAACUAUAUACGCAUUCAGAAACCAGACUCGAGCGAAGAGAGUCGUGCUAUAAUCGGAGACUUUGACGGCAACAUAAUGGAAGUCAUCCACGCCAACACUUCGAAGAAGUAUGCCGCGAGCCGGACGGGCUCGACGGUAAGCCGCUCUCAUUCUUCUUCACAGGAAUCUAGCCGCGUUCUUGAUUGGACUAUGGAUGUCGGUGCUCCCAUGGUUCCUUUGCCACGGUCUAUUGCCCGUCCUGCUGCACCUGGUUCUACAGUCGGCAGCUACGUCUCCUGCGGCGAUUCCUAUACGGUGGUCCCAGAAAGCACUACUACCUCGUCAACCAUUGAGCCUCCACCUGAGGAGGGCCCAAAAGGGUUGAAUGCCACCACAAUCCUUGGUGCCGUCUUUGGUCUUGCAGUGGGCGCUGCUGUUGGUGGCGCGCUAACUUAUAAUUCGUUGAAAAACAAAGAAGAGCAAGAGACCAUGGCGUUCCAAGGGCACAAUAUACCCCCAUUUACCAGGAGAUCCACAUACCCGGACCAAUCUCCGGACCGACCCCGGUACUACCCUCCGAGUAGCUACAAUGGCGGUAAUCCUCGAGGUAGAAUGGUAGAAGACGUCGACGAUCGCUCUAGCCGUUACUCAAGCCACUACACCACUGGUAGCCGAUCCCGCGGCCGUAGCGAGGCUUCCUCGUCUAGACGCCCCUUUAUGAUUGAUGAACACGAGUAUAAAAGCAGCUCGGGGUCGAAAUACCGCGACUCGUCCAGGCCACCGAUGGAAUCGGAGUACCGCAGCAACACAGGCCGAUCCAGACACUCCCACGCUCCCGAAUCCCGCAGCCAUGCGAGUUCGCGGCACUCUCCUGACUCAGAGUCAGACUGGUGCACUUAUGUUAGCUCCAAGCACACGACUGCGUCGUCGCGACCGCGAGACGCUGAAGCAGAGACAUAUGUCUCAGCUAAAACGGAUAAGUCAGCUGGUACGGCCCGUGGCACACGUACCUCACCGUCGCGAGCUCCCUUUAAAGCAGCAAGUAGGUAUCCGUCGUCUACUCAUAAGGGGUCCAAUGACAGGCGGGCGUCGCGACGUCUUGAAAGUCACGCCGGCAGCGGGUUUGCGGUCUGGGAUGAUGAUGAUGAUGAUGCUGGAAGCGUAGCGCCGAGUGACAGUAUUAGCAAUAUCGGGAGUCGACAUGGGAGGAGGUCGCAGCACGUCUGAGAUUGCUUGUUCUUGGGGCUUCUAAAGGGAGAAGCAUUCUAGGAGUACCUCGAUCCAACAAACGAGAUACUGUGCCGCACCAGCGCAAUUUAUUUCCCGAGUCGUUAGUUGGGAUCGUCACUUUGGAAUAGGUAUAAACCGGGUCCGUAUGGGUAUGGGCAGAGGUCUGGGGAAUAUGGUUCAUGGGUUCGGGAUAUAAGGGCUAGAUA
Daldinia caldariorum is the source of this 1963-nucleotide messenger RNA. RefSeq lists its product as uncharacterized. NCBI's taxonomy places the organism in Eukaryota, Fungi, Ascomycota, Sordariomycetes, Xylariales, Hypoxylaceae. The coding region runs from base 246 to 1754 and encodes 502 amino acids. The record is from RefSeq and is a predicted model, not a curated record. The transcript has a single exon.